This is a messenger RNA of Tachyglossus aculeatus (Australian echidna), 762 nucleotides long. RefSeq names its product olfactory receptor 6C75-like. The transcript is spliced from 3 exons. Gene Ontology annotation, cellular component: membrane. NCBI's taxonomy places the organism in Eukaryota, Metazoa, Chordata, Mammalia, Monotremata, Tachyglossidae. Bases 1 to 762 code for a protein of 253 amino acids. Gene Ontology annotation, molecular function: olfactory receptor activity; G protein-coupled receptor activity. Gene Ontology annotation, biological process: G protein-coupled receptor signaling pathway. The record is from RefSeq and is a predicted model, not a curated record.
AUGAGGAACCACACGCAGGUGACUGUGUUCAUCCUCCUGGGACUCACGGACGACCCGGAUUUACAGGCUGUGAGUCUCCUCUACACGUCUCCCUCCUAUGUACUGAAUGUCACCGGCAACCUGACCAUUGUCAUCUUCACUUUGCUGGACUCCCGCCUCCACACCCCCCUGAGUCACAGGUCGGCCAUGAGGAAACACACGCAAGUGACUAGGUUCAUCCUCCUAGGGCUGACGGACGACCUGCAGGCGGUGAUUCUCCUGUACAUGUCUGUCACCUACGUUCUGAGCAUCACUGGCAACCUGACCAUCAUCACCUUCACCCUGCUGGACUCCCGCCUUCACACCCCCAUGAACUUCGUCCUGAGCUGCUUCUCCUUCCUGAAGAUCUGCUUCACGUCCACCUGCCUUCCCAGAUUCCUGUCUACCAUCGUCACCUGGAAUAGGUCGGUUUCCUACAACUGCUGUGCAACUCAACAAUUUUUGCUCAUCCUCUUGGGAGUGACCGAGUUCUUCCUUCUGGCUUCCAUGUCCUACAACCGCUACGUCGCCAUUUGCCGGCCUCUAUACUCGUCCUGGUUCCGGGAGCUGACAGCUUUCAUCGUGGCCUUGGGGACGCUACUGGUCACCUUGGUGUUAGUGGCCGUGCCCUACGCAGCCAUCGCCCGCACCAUCCUGAGACUGUCCUCUACUCUGCAGAAGAGAAAAGCCUUUUCCACUUACUCCUCCCACACAGUCAUAGUCUCCAUCGAAUACGGCAGCUGA